Molecule: messenger RNA, 1458 nt
Organism: Nicotiana attenuata
Lineage: Eukaryota; Viridiplantae; Streptophyta; Magnoliopsida; Solanales; Solanaceae
Exons: 10
Coding region: 345-1049 (234 amino acids)
Source: RefSeq, a predicted model, not a curated record
AACAAAAUAACAAACCGUAUCGUCAACAAUGUGACUGGAAAAAAUAACAACAAAAUUCUGCCGGUGUAAAGGCAGAAAUUCGGAAAAAUCAACGACUACGUAGAGUCAUCGGCCGGCCAGUGGGAGGAGCUCCACCAGCAAACGCCGCCUCCUUCUGGCGUCUCUCUCAUUGUUAAAAGCGUUACGUACAAUGCACAAACUCUAACCAAUUAAACUUAGCCUCUUCAAUUCUUUGAAAAAUAUACAAGAAAAAUUAAAAGAAGAAAACCUCGACCCCUGCAAUCGAGGAUCGAUUGAAAAUUGAAGGAUUGUGUUGGAUAUAUAUCAGGUAAUUACAGCUGAAAAUGAAGGCGAACUGGGAGAUUAAGGAUUGUUGUAACCACGAUCAAGUCAUCUUCCUUGUCACCAUUGGUGUUUAUACCGUCUUCAUUUUUAUCCUAUGGAGAACAUUUAUUAUAACACCUUUCAAGCUCAUCACUGUGUUUCUUCAUGAACUAAGCCAUGCAAUUGCUUGUAAGCUCACAUGUGGUGAGGUGGUGGGCAUAGAAGUUCAUGCCAAUGAGGGGGGAGUGACACAGACCCGUGGAGGUGUUUCUUGGCUUAUCUUGCCUGCUGGAUAUCUGGGUUCGUCUUUUUGGGGAAUGGUUCUCAUACUUGCGUCGACAUAUGUUCUCACAGCAAUGAUAGCUGCUGGUUGUUUUAUUGCCGCUUUGCUUAUCGUGUUCUUCCUUGCAAAAAAUUGGACACUUCGAGGACUUUGCAUUGGAUUUAUCAUUUUCAUUGGUGGAAUUUGGGCUCUGCAAAUACAAACGGAAGUACGUAUGCUUCGUUACGUAAUUCUCUUCAUAGGUGUUAUGAACAGCUUGUUUUCAGUAUAUGAUAUCUAUGAUGAUUUAAUAUCUCGAAGAGUGAACACAAGUGAUGCUGAGAAAUUUGCUGAACUUUGUCCGUGCUGUUGUGCUGGUAUUUUUUGGGGAGUUCUCUGGGGAAUGAUCUCAUUUGUUUUUCUUUGUGGAGCUAUGUACCUUGGACUUGUCCUUUUAUCUUGAGGUUCCUUCUGAUGGGUUAAGGUCCUUAUAAUAUGGCAGAGCAAACUUGUCGUCUCAUCAUUCUUUUUAUUCUUUAAAUGGCUGUUGUAUAGUAUUCAUCAACCUUAGAUGUGACGUUCAGUUUUGUCCAGGGGUGCACUCUUAUCAUAAUCCUGGCCGCAUUUGUUUUAUCCUUCUUAGAUGGGAUUAGUACAGUUAUGACUUACUUUUGUAUAGCAAAAUCAAAUACCAUCUUCUAGUUCAGCUGGUUCCUAGCCUGGACUGGGGAAAUAGAAAUUGUUUAGAGCCUAUCAAUUUUGGUUUUACUAUAGAUCAGUUUUGCAGUUUAAAGUGGAUUUUUGAUGCCUGAACAGGACUUGCAGCUCCUGUGUUUUAUUUUUGAGCAAUUCACACAUAAUUCAAUUACUUA